AUGCGCCGAUCCCACAGCAAAUUCCCAGUCGAUUCAAUCUGCGAACCUCCCCUCCGUCGACAUCACCACCAGCACUUCCCGCAGCACCCCGUCGCUCGCAAUAAUGGCUGCCAUCAACAAGAUCGCCUCCAACUCGCCGUCCCGGCAGAACCCUCCGAGCUGGAGACCGCGAUCGCCGGCGCUCUCUUCGACCUCGAGAGCAACACACAGGACCUGAAGGCCACCCUUCGCCCCCUGCAGUUCGUCUCUGCCCGUGAGGUUGAGGUCGGCCACGGCAAGAAGGCCAUCAUUGUCUUCGUUCCCGUUCCCCUCCUCGGUAACUUCCACAAGAUCCAGCAGCGUCUGACCCGCGAGCUGGAGAAGAAAUUCUCCGACCGCCACGUCCUCUUCGUGGCCCAGCGCCGCAUCCUGCCCCGCCCCAAGCGCUCCGCCACCUCGCGCACCACUCAGACCCAGAAGCGUCCCCGCUCCCGCACUCUGACCGCUGUCCACGACGCCAUCCUCUCCGACCUUGUCUACCCCGUCGAGAUUGUCGGCAAGCGCAUCCGCACCAAGGAGGACGGCUCCAAGACCCUUAAGGUCAUCCUUGACGAGAAGGAGCGUGGUGGUGUUGACCACCGCCUCGAUGCCUACGGCGAGGUCUACCGUCGCCUAACUGGCCGCGCUGUUGCGUUCGAGUUCCCCCAGAGCGGUGCUGAGUUCUAA
Messenger RNA from Penicillium canescens, 705 nucleotides. RefSeq names its product 40S ribosomal eS7 domain-containing protein. The transcript has 3 exons. Gene Ontology annotation, molecular function: structural constituent of ribosome. The record is from RefSeq and is a predicted model, not a curated record. Gene Ontology annotation, cellular component: ribosome; small-subunit processome; 90S preribosome. The coding region runs from base 1 to 705 and encodes 234 amino acids. Gene Ontology annotation, biological process: ribosomal small subunit biogenesis; rRNA processing; translation. NCBI's taxonomy places the organism in Eukaryota, Fungi, Ascomycota, Eurotiomycetes, Eurotiales, Aspergillaceae.